Molecule: messenger RNA, 9435 nt
Organism: Lactuca sativa (garden lettuce)
Lineage: Eukaryota; Viridiplantae; Streptophyta; Magnoliopsida; Asterales; Asteraceae
Product: WD-40 repeat family protein / beige-like protein
Molecular function (GO): protein binding
Source: RefSeq, a predicted model, not a curated record
AUGGACGGUGGAAAAGAAAAAAGUGGUGGUGAUAAUGGCCGUGUAAAUAACAAGGCCUAUACCGAUACUAAUGAUGUGGAUGCUCUUUGGAAGCAAGCAUGUUUAGAUAGAGAGAAAGAUUUGGAUAAAUUAAUGAAUCCAUACGGUGUUGUCACGGAUGACACGUAUGACUUACCUAUUACAAACGGAUCUUCACUAGCUGCUAUUAAAGCAAACCAUGAUCCUAAUAAUCUAGAAGAGGGUCUUUCACCUUUUUUCACCGAACAGUUUUACUUCGUUCCCUCAUCACCAAAACCCAAACCGAAAUCCGUCCCACUUGAUAUGAACACAGAAAUCCUACGGUUAGUGGAUUCUGCAAUCAUGGGUCAACCCGGUAGUAUGGACUCCAUAAAGAAUAUGGUGAGUGGUGUAGAGGAUUGUGGAGAUGGAUUUGAUCCAGAAAGUGUUGCUUUUUUACUAGUUGAUACGCUUCUCACAACAAUGGGGGGAGUUGUAUCUUUUGAUGAAGAUGAUGAUGAUAAUACUAAACCUAGUGUGAUGAAAAACUCAAAAGCUGCUAUAAUUUCAGGCGAGCUUAUUCCAUGGCUUCCAUGGUUAACAGACAGUGUUGGUUUCAUGUCACCUAGAACUCGAUUAGUUCGUGGUUUGCGUACUAUUUUACGCGCAUGUACAAGAAACCGAUCCUUGUGUUGUUCGGCUGGUUUGACAAUGGUACUUUUGGAAACAGCUGAGAAGAUAUUUUUAGAUGAUGUGGGGUCCACAAAGCAGUUACAUUGGAAUGGGGGCCCGUUGUGUUCGUGUUUGCAGUAUUUGGCAGGACAUUCGGUUACUGUAACCGAAUUGAAGACGUGGUUUCGGUUAGUUAAACGAAUGAUUAAAACUCCAUGGGCUUUAAGGUUAAUGGUUUCUUUAGAAAAGGCAUUACGUGGGAAGGAGUCGAGGGGCCCAAAAGCUUCGUUUGAGUUUGAUGGUGAAAGUUCCGGUUUGUUAUGUCCGGGUGAAGGUCGUUGGCCUUUUCUUCAUGGAUACACGUUUGCCACGUGGAUUUUUGUUGAGUCAUUUUCAGAGACUACACAUAAAACAAAGGAUGCGGAAUCUAAAUCCAAGAGGUUUUUGUUUAGUUUUAUAUCGGGUGAUAAUAAUCAGGGUAUAGAGGUGUAUUUUCAAGCUCAGUUUUUGGAGGUUGAGAUUGGAAGUGGAAAGGGGAAAAGGGCAAAUGUGUCUUUUACUCAUGUGUUUAAGGCACGACGGUGGUAUUUUAUUGGUGUGGAGCAUACUUCAAAUAAUGAAUUGAGAUUGUACAUUGAUGGGAAUUUGCAAGAAACUCGUUCUAUUGAUCUCCCUCGUAUCACAAAGCCGCUAUCAUUUUGUUGUAUUGGUACAAGUCCGUCACCAAAAAAGGGUGGUUUGCUGCGAAAUUUACGACAAUGCCCCUUGUUUGCAGAAAUGGGGCCUAUUUAUAUUUUUAAGGAACCGAUUGGGCCGGAAAUGGUUGGUAGGUUGGCUUCUAGGGGACCAGAUUCACUUCCUUCAUUUGGUAAUGCCUCAGGGUUAUUAUGGUUGCCAACAAAUCCACAUGUGCAAAAUGCCGAAGAGGAAAGUGCGCGUUUGGAUACAGAAAUUGGAGGGUACCUUCACCUUCUUUAUCAUCCGAUUUUACUUAGUGGUCGUCAUUGUCCGGAUGCUUCCCCCUCCGGUCCCUCAGGUUUACUCCAAAGACCUGCUGAGGUUAUAGGGCACGUGCCUGUAACUACAAGAAUACGACCUGAAGAAGCUUUGUGGGCCUUAGCAUAUGGAGGCCCAAUGUCAUUACUUCCAUUUGUAGUAAGCAAAGUUAACAAUGAUACACUGGAACCCGAAGAAGGCAAUCUUAAUGCGUGUCUAGCAUCAACGGCUCUUGCUGCUCCAAUAUUCAGAAUCAUAUCACUAGCAAUCAAACACCUUGGAAAUAGCAACGAACUUUGUCGUGCAAGAGGCCCUGAAGUUCUAUCAAAAGUUUUAACACAUCUAUUAAAAACUUUAUCUUCAGUUGAUGUUGCCAAGCAUACUGUUGCAGAUGAGGAAAUUGUUGCAGCGGUUGUGAGUUUAUGUCAAUCUCAGAAGAGUGAUUUUACGCUUAAAGUACAACUUUUUAGUACGUUGUUGUUGGAUUUGAAGAUUUGGAGCUUAUGUAGCUAUGGGAUACAGAAGAAGCUUUUAUCAUCGUUAGCAGAUAUGGUUUUUGAAGAGUCAAGUGUAAUGCGUGAUGCGAAAGCUAUUCAAACACUACUUGAUGGAUGUAGGAGAUGUUAUUGGACAAUUCAUGAAAAAGAUUCAAUGAAUACGUUUUCUUUGAGUGAUGGACCACGUCCAGUUGGAGAAGUGAAUGCUUUAGUCGAUGAGCUUUUAGUAGUUAUUGAGCUUAUUUUGGUGGCAGCACCUCCUCCAAUGGCUAUGAAUGAUAUUCGUUGUUUGCUUGGCUUCUUGGUUGAUUGUCCACAACCAAAUCAGGUUUCAAGGGCAUUACACCUAAUAUACAGACUAGUGGUACAACCAAACACUUCUAGAGCUCAAACUUUUGCAGAGGCAUUCAUAUCAUGUGGUGGUAUAGAAACACUUCUAGUCUUGUUACAACGUGAAGCAAAAUCUGGAGAUCAUGACAUACAAGACCACGAUUAUGAAGCCGAAAGUGGUAGUGGGUAUCCAGAUAAUAUUCAUGCUGAUGAUAAUACAUCCUUCAAUGGAAGUGAAUUUUCAUCAUUUGACCCUCAUAGACAGAACAGUGUCUUUGCGGGGUCCAGUGUAGGAAGCAGAUUGUCAGCUUCCGAAAGUCAACUCAUCAAGAAUUUGGGUGGUAUAAGUUUCUCAAUAAAUGCUGAAAAUGCAAGAACCAAUAUUUAUAACAUUGAUAAAGGUGAUGGAAUUGUUGUUGCAAUAGUUGGGCUUUUUGGGGCUUUAGUUAGCUCAGGAUAUUUAAAAUUCGGUUCUCAUGCACCUACGGAUCUUUCGGGUAACCUUCAUAGUUUGCUUGAGGGUGCAGGGAGUAUGUUUGAUGAUAAAGUUUCACUUCUACAUUUUGCUCUUCAAAAGACUCUUCAAGCUGCACCAAAUAGGCUUAUGACUGGGAAUGUCUAUACUGCUUUAUUAAGUGCCUCGUUAAAUUCAUCAGCAAGAGACGAGGAACUUAAUUUCUAUGAUCCACAACAUCGUUUUGAGCAUUUAGAGCUCUUGUUGGUUCUUUUGCGUUCACUCCCAUAUGCAACAAAGAGUUUUCAAAUUCGAGCGUUACAGGAUCUUUUGAUUUUGGCUUGCAGUCAUUCAGAAAACAGAAUCAGUCUCACUAAGAUGGAGGAAUGGCCCGAGUGGCUCUUGGAAAUUCUUAUAUCUAAUUACGAGAUGGGCGCAACAAACGCUUCAAUGUCUACAAGCAUAAGAGAGGUUGAAGACCUGGUACACAAUUUUCUCAUCAUCAUGUUAGAGCAUUCAAUGCGUGAAAAGGAUGGAUGGAAGGAUAUUGAAGCUACAGUUCAUUGUGCAGAAUGGCUUUCAAUGGUAGGGGGGUCAAGCACAGGAGAGAAAAGGGCCAGACGUGAGAAAUCAUUGCCCAUCUUUAAAAGAAGGCUCUUGGGCGAGUCGUUGGACUUCAUUGCUAGAGACCUACGGGUUCAGACGCAAGUUAUUGCCACAGCAUCUGCUGGUCUGGGAUCCUUUGGGUUACCUCCUGAGGUCUCAAGGGCAGAAGUGGAAAAUGCUGCCAUACUUUCUGUGGCUUUGGUGGAAAAUGCAAUUGUGAUGUUAAUGCUUGUUGAGGAUCAUUUACGCCUUCAAAGCAAACUAUUUAGCUCUAGCCAUUUUCAAGCUGGUUUAAAACCAUUGGAACAAGGGAAUUCUUCUAAAGACUUUGAAGGACUUUCUUUUGAUGAUCUUUCAUAUAUGGCUGAUGGUAAAGGUGAAAUUUCAGCAUCUGAAAUGGAACGCCUUGCAGCUGCAGCAGCAGCUGAACCUUAUGAUGCUGUUUCAUGUGCUUUUGUAUCAUACGGAAGUUGUGUGAUAGAUUUAUCAGAAGGAUGGAAAUACAGAAGUCGCUUAUGGUAUGGUGUUGGUCAACCCUCAAACCCCGUUGACUUUGGUGGUGGUGGCAGUGGGUGGGACUCUUGGAAAUCUUGUUUAGAAAAAGAUUCAAAUGGUAAUUGGGUUGAAAUUCCAUUAAUAAAGAAAUGUGUCAACAUGCUACAAGCUUUAUUGAUAGAUGAAUGUGGGUUGGGUGGGGGGUUGGGUAUGAGUGUGGGUACGAGUGGAGGAAUGGGGGGUAUGUCUGCUCUUUAUCAGUUGUUAGAUAGUGAUCAGCCAUUUUUAUGCAUGCUUCGUAUGGCACUUCUUUCUUUGAGGGAAGAUGAUGAUGGUGGUGAAAAUGGGUUGAUUAUGAGGAGUGUUAAUAAUGGUGAUUAUGGAUUGCAUGGAAGAUUACAUGGAGAUGAUGGAAGUUCCCCUUCAUCGGUAGCAAGUAGUCCUGGAAGAUCAAUGAGGCAACCCCAUUCAGAAUUAUUGUGGAGUGUGCUUUCACCAAUCUUGAACAUGCCGGUUUCUGAGACCAAGCGACAAAGAGUAUUGGUUGCAUCAUGCGUUAUAUAUUCUGAGGUGUGGCAUGCUAUUAGCCAGGACAGACUCCCUUUAAGGAAACAAUAUCUAGAGGCUAUUGUCCCACCACUCGUUGCGGUUCUAAGGAGGUGGCGCCCACUUUUGGCAAAAAUUUAUGAACUUGGCCCCCCUGAUGAACUAAAUCCCCUUGCUAUUGAUGAUCCAGCCCUAGACGUUGAUGCAACACCUAUAGAGGGUGCUCUUGCUAUGAUUGCUCCUGGAUGGGCUGCUGCUUUUGCAUCGCCACCUGCUGCAAUGUCAUUAGCCAUGAUUGCAGCAGGUGCUGCUGGAGGGGACUCAGUGGCUCCUGCUCCUGCAGUAAAUGUCCAUUUAAAGCGCGAUUCUUCUACUUUACUUGGAAGAAAAACAGCCAAACUUCAUACGUUUUCAAGCUUUCAGGAAUCCUUAGACGCUUCCAAGAAAGCAACAGUUGCUUUAAAGGAUAAAGCUACUGCAAAAGCAGCUGCUUUGGCUGCUGCACGUGAUCUUGAAAGAAAUGCAAAAAUAGGGUCUGGAAGAGGAUUGAGUGCUAUAGCUAUGGCUACAUCUGGACAGAGGCGAGGGAAAAGUGAUAUGGAACGUGUAAUGAGAUGGAAUGUCUCUGAAGCAAUGGGAACUGCUUGGACUGAAUGUUUGCAGUCGGUUGAUACGAAAUCGGUUUAUGGGAAAGAUUUUAAUGCAUUGUCAUAUAAAUUUGUUGCUCUGCUUGUUGGAAGUUUAGCUUUUGCCAGAAACAUGCAACGAUCGGAGGUUGAUAGACGUGCUCGAGUUGAUUUUGUUGCUCGGCAUCGUUUAUCUACUGGUAUACGUGCGUGGCGCAAACUCAUCCAUUACCUAAUUGAGACAGAAAGUCUUUUUGGAUUAUUGAGUAAAAAGCUUUGCAAUCCCAAACGUGUUUUUUGGAAAGUAGACUACAUGGAAACUCCUUCAAGGAUGCAUAGAUGUCUAAGAAGAGACUACAAAGGAUCAGAUCAUUCCAAUGUUCCUCCGGUUUCGCUAGACCACGAUAAAGAUCCUAAGGCCUCAAUCUUAGCCCUAGAAUCUAUCACAAUAGAACUAGCAAAUGAAGAUGAUGAACAAGACACAGUUGUUAACAUAGAGGGAAACACAGAUGAUAUGUGGUUGUAUGAAGAUAUUCAUACUAGAUCAUCUACAACUGCAGAACAACAGUUUCAGAUUCCAAUGGAUUCUACAGAAUCACAAGUUACAAAUUAUCAAGAUUUUCCACAAAGUCCAUCAGCAGCUGGCCCUGGAUACAUUGCUAGUGAACAUUAUGAAAUAAUUAUUCUUGAGCUUCCUGCAUCAAUGAUUCGACCACUAAAAGUUCGCCAAGGAACAUUUCAGAUAACAACUAGGAGACUUAACUUUCUUGUUGAUAAAUCUGAGAGAAAAACCGAAGAUAAAGGUGAAGAUAAGGACCGAAGUUGGUUGAUGUCUUUACUUCAUCAAGUACACAAUAGAAGAUAUCUCCUACGAAGAAGUGCUCUGGAGUUAUUUAUGCUAGACCGGUCAAACUUCUUCUUCGAUUUUGGGAAUGCUGAGGCAAGAAUGAGCGCGUAUCGAGCUAUUGUUCAUGCACGCCCUCCCCGUUUAAACAAUAUUUACUUGGCAACUCAGAGACCUGAACAACUUCUCAAACGGGCUCAACUUAUGGAAAGGUGGUCACGCUGGGAGAUCAGCAACUUUGAAUAUUUGAUGCAGCUCAAUACACUGGCUGGGCGUAGUUAUAAUGACAUCACCCAGUAUCCUGUUUUCCCCUGGAUUCUUUCAGAUUACAAGUCAACUCAUUUGGAUCUAUCCAAUCCUUCAUCUUACCGAGAUCUUUCCAAGCCCAUUGGAGAACUAAAUGAUGAAAGAUUUAAAAAGUUCCAGGAAAACUACUCCAGCUAUAACAAUCCUGCCAUACCCAAGUACCAUUAUGGCUCACAUUACUCAACAGCUGGGACAGUGCUGUAUUAUCUCAUGAGAGUCGAACCAUUUACUACCCUUUCAAUUCGAUUACAAGGUGGCAAAUUUGAACAUGCAGACAGAAUGUUCUCUGAUAUCAAUGCCACCUGGAAUGGAGUUCUUGAGGAUAUGAAUGACGUGAAGGAAUUGGUCCCUGAGAUGUUUUACCUUCCGGAAAUGUUGACGAAUGAGAAUUCUAUUGAUUUUGGUACGACACAACAUGGAGAUAGAAUAGAUUCUGUAAAGCUUCCUCCAUGGGCUGAAAACCCGGUUGAUUUCAUGCAUAAGCAUCGAAUGGCUCUCGAGAGUGAACAUGUCUCUGCACAUCUGCAUGAGUGGAUUGAUCUCAUAUUUGGGUAUAAGCAACAAGGGAAAGAAGCUGUUGCAGCAAACAAUGUGUUCUUUCACAUCACGUAUGAAGGAGCUGUUGAUAUAGACAAAAUUCAGGAUCCAGUUCAAAGACGUGCUGUACAAGAUCAAAUUGCUUAUGUUGGACAAACUCCAUCACGUCUUUUGGCGAUCCCUCAUAUAAAAAAGAUGCAAGUUGCAGAUGUUCUUCAUAUGCAGACCAUCUUUCGGAAUCCCAAAGAAGUCAAACCCUAUCAUGUUCCAUCUCCACAACACUGCAAUCUACCUGCAUCUGCCAUUCAUGCAACUUCAGAUGCUCUUGUAAUAGUUGACACUAAUGCCCCCUCAGCAAACAUAGCAUUACAUAAAUGGCAUCCAAAUACACCCGAUGAACAUGGACUACCCUUCAUAUUUCAACAUGGAAAAAGUAGUGUAAGCUCAAGUGGCGGUGGUGGUUUUUUGCGUAUGUUUAAAGGAAAAAGUAGGUCCCGCUCACGGACGUUUCCCCAAGCUCAUGCCUAUGCAGCUUCCGGGAUUAGAAGCUCUUCGAUCGUCUCCAUCACAUAUAACAAUGAAGUUAUCACAGGUGGACACGUGGACAACAGUAUCCGCUUGAUUUCACCGGAUGGAGCAAAAACCCUAGAGAUAGCAAAAGGCCAUUGCGCACCGGUGACUUGUUUAUCUCUAUCACCCGAUAGCAAAUACCUCGUUAGUGGUUCCCGAGACACCACCAUUUUAAUCUGGAGAAUACACCGGUCACCACGAUUCCGGUCAGGCAACAUCUCAGAGCCGCCCACCGGCACUGUCACACCAACUUCAGUCAGCGCCACCACCGCCGCUAGUAGCUUCAUUGAUAAAAACAGAAGAAGACGUAUCGAAGGUCCCAUACAGAUAAUCCGUGGCCAUCUCGGAGAAGUUAUUGAUUGUUGUGUGAACUCAGAUCUUGGAGCUGUUGCGUCGUGCUCUGAUUUAUCAGAUGUUUUGCUUCAUUCGGUGAUUAGAGGUCGAUUGCUUCGAAAGCUUCAUGGUGUGAAGGCUGAUAUCGUUAGGCUUUCAAAACAUGGCGUUAUUGUGACCUGGAAUAAUUCACUGCGUGUUCUCUCAAGCUUCACGCUUAAUGGGAUCUUAAUUGCUCAAUCACGUCUUCCUCUCUCGUGUAGCGUUCAUUGCAUGGAGAUUUCUUUCGAUGGCCGGAGUGGUUUGAUCGGAAUAAAUUCUUGCUCGGAAAAUGUUGAAUCGAAUGAAGGUUCUAAAAUCGAGAGAUUAGAUGUCCCAUCUCCUUCUGUUUGUUUCAUCGAUCUGCAUACUUUGAAGGUAUUUCACACAAUGAGACUUGAAGAAGGGCAAGAUAUAACAGCACUCACGAUGAACAAGGACAACACUAAUCUAUUGGUGUCAACAUCUGACAAAAAGUUAAUAAUCUUCACAGAUCCUGCUAGAAUUAAUUCGGGGGUCUUUCAGGUGAAGUUCACAACGGUGGUUCGGAGGGCAGGAAGCAGUCUUAUAGGAUUGACCAGGGGCAGGAGGAGAUCAAGGAGGAGCUUGGCAAGUGUUUCCAGUGAUGAUGAAUAGCAAGUGUCACAUCAAGAAGGUUUCUUACUACUUUGACCAAGUCAGAGGCUGAGCUUGAAUAUGGUGGAUGAGAUGCUAAUUUUAUGAAAUUUCUGGGGAAAGUCAACUUUUUGACCAUUGACCGGAAGAGCAAGCUGGCCAGUAUCUUGACUUGAGUUAUCGUGUACAAAUAUUUCUCCCGGCUUCGUAUAUAUGAAUUGCAGAGUAUUAGAUGUACACUAGAGGGGCUUUUGAGUAAAUUUUGACUUUGACCUUGUAAAUUGUACAUUUUUACUCUAAUGCAAUACUACAUGUAUUCUCAUAUGUUAGAAAUAGAAGAAAAAGUGCUAACACCAAUCUUCAGUUUUGUUUCUAUGUGAAUUUAGGUAGCAAUUGGUGACAUGGCUAAAAGGUAACUUUACACCACUUAAUGGAUUUCGUUAGAUUCUUUCUUGAAUUUUGUAAACUUCAAGUGAAGUGACCUGGGGUUACUAAAAGGUGACUUAAUUAUAUUGUUGAAACCGAUCUUUAGCUAGACAAAUACGAUAAAACCUGAAAAUGAGGGUUAGAUGUGUGGGUAUUGGACUUAGGCCCACCCGGGAUCAUUUAGGGCUCCAUUUAGCCUGCUUGUACUUGUGUUGUAGGAACUGAUUGGCUUCAAAGUGCCUUCAUCAUGUCAAGUUUCAGGCAACUAAUUGGCAUCAAGGGACAUUAGAAGAAGAGAAAUAAGUGUAGUGUUAUCAAGGGACAUUAGAAGAAGAGAAAUAAGUGUAGUGUUAUCAAGGGACAUUAGAAGAAGAGAAUUAAGCAUAGUGUUCAACUAUUUCUGUAAGCACCUCUCUAAAAUAGAAAUAUAUCCUUGAUUCCAUUGAGAUUUCCUCCCCAACUAGCCACUUAUUAACCUAAAAUGAAAGAAGUUUGGGAAUCAUCAUCCCCACUCAAACCUGCUACCCUGCCACCUUAUAAUUCUAA